AUGGACGGUGGACACGUCCUGGGAGACGAUAGGACGACGGCGAGGGCGAAAUCGAAUAACGGAGUUCCAAACGGAGAUUGCAGUGUUGAUAGUGAUGUCUUCGGUGAUUCGAAACACGAUUAUUUGAACAGAACGGAUUCACAUGGUUAUGAAACUUAUGGUGUCGGGUUUGAGAGUUUCAGUAGCGAUGCGUUUGGAGAUUUGACCGCCGUUUUGGAAAAUACGGACGGACUGGAAGAUGACGACUACGAGGAUGAUUUCACCGACGAUGAGGACGUCGAUGAGGAGGGCGAGGAAUGUUCACCGAUGCUACCGGCCGCAGCACCAAGGAAAUUAAUGAGAUAUCCACGCAUAGAUGAGGAUGAUGGUUAUGGGGAUAGCUUUGAUACCAGUGGGAAGGCAAAAUCAAUAGAGGAGGGAGAGACUGAGGAUGGGAGGCUCAUUCGUUCGAGCAGUCUCUCGCGGCUGCAGGACGAAGAAGAUGGUGUUCAUUAUCAGAGCCAGGAGGGUGACUACCAAAACCCAUCUACACCAAACGGUUCAGUGCCUCACCCUGGUCACCGGUACUACACCCCACAGCCAGCCAAGAGGAAGGCUUUAAAACCUAGUCCAUCCGCUAAACCUCAACCCUCCGCCAAACCUCAAGUUUCGCAGAAACCUCAGACACCCCCUGUCAAGGAAAAUGGCUCCAGACAGCCCAAGCUAACUCUGACCAUCCCGAAGCGAACAGGAACCUUCGGGAGUCCGAGCCCGGACUCUGGGGAGCAAACGGGAUCGAUUGAUGGGAGCUUUGACAGCGGGAAUGGAAGCGCGAGUGCAGGAAUACUGACCAAACGAGCCCUGAAGCCACCUAGUGCACAAGCCAGGACUGGUGCCGGCAAGACUAGUAGCAUCUCGAGCACACCUAGCACUGCAGGAAGUGUCUUCUCACCGGAAGGGCUCCGAGUUACGCCGGAAUAUGACGGGGACGAACCCAUUCAACCCAAGCGAAGGGCUCCAUCGAAGCCCCCUGUUGGUCGUCGGAAGUCAGACCCCUCGUCUAACACUCGAACCAGACGAGGUGAAAGACAGCAAAGAAAUGAUUCUGGUGAUGAAAACACGAAGCCAAAAUUAUCUCGCAAUAGAACACUGGAAGGUGGAAUAUCACCGUCAGAAAUGGAAAAAUACAGUGUGAGUCGUCACCGUUAUUUCACUCCUCAGCCUAGCCGACGUAAGUUCAGUUUCCGAGAUGGUCAAGGUCGAGUGGUCUCAGGGAAUAGCUCACCUGCUGCUACUCUGCAGCAUCCUCCUCCUUAUACCAGGUCACCCGUGGAGCGCCUUGCAAACCAGAUGCGGAGUAAUAAACAGCUUGAUCGACCACCCAGUUCUGAGACGAUAAGUCCAGAGACCACUCCCGUGAACUCACCGGUGAAGAAACCUAGGACACCGACUAAAGCAGCACCAUCUCCUCCUAAUCAGGCAGCUAAGACCGGGCCAGAGCCUUAUGACUUCGUCACUGAUGACGAUUUCCAGCAAAGCAAUCCAACGAAAGCGACGAAAUCGCCAAUCAGCGCCGGCUGGCCGAGUGGCUAG
This is a messenger RNA of Strongylocentrotus purpuratus (purple sea urchin), 1572 nucleotides long. Its product is annotated as serine/arginine repetitive matrix protein 1-like. The transcript has 6 exons. Lineage: Eukaryota; Metazoa; Echinodermata; Echinoidea; Camarodonta; Strongylocentrotidae. The record is from RefSeq and is a predicted model, not a curated record. The coding region runs from base 1 to 1572 and encodes 523 amino acids.